UACAAAGAACUUAAAAUUUCUUAAAUUUCCAGAUUUGAGAAUGCCGAUCAAGAAGAUUCACGCACGUCAGAUUUAUGACUCCAGGGGAAAUCCUACUGUUGAGGUCGACCUUACUACAGAGAAGGGAAUCUUCAGAGCUGCGGUCCCUUCAGGGGCUUCCACUGGCAUCUAUGAGGCCCUAGAACUUAGGGAUAAGGCCGAGACCUGGCUUGGAAAGGGCGUGACUAAGGCUGUAAACAAUGUUAAUAAUAUCAUUGCCCCUGAACUGAUCAAGAACUGCUUGGAUCCUGUUGAGCAAGAAAAAAUAGAUGAGUUGAUGCUAAAGCUGGAUGGAACGGACAACAAGAACAGUCUGGGAGCCAACGCUAUCCUAGGAGUAUCCAUGGCUGUUUGCAAAGCUGGGGCAGCACACAAGGGUGUGCCUCUUUAUCGUCACAUUGCUGAUUUGGCUGGCGUCAAGGAUGUGAUCAUGCCAGUCCCUGCACUCAACGUCAUCAAUGGCGGGAGUCACGCGGGAAACAAACUGGCCAUGCAAGAAUUCAUGGUACUUCCCACUGGAGCUACCUGCUUCUCCGAGGCUAUGAGAAUGGGCUCUGAACUUUACCAUCAUCUUAAGAGCAUCAUUAAAAAGAAGUACGGGUUGGAUGCUACUGCUGUUGGUGAUGAGGGAGGUUUUGCUCCCAACUUUCAGAACAACGGCGAGGCUCUAGAACUUCUGGUAGAGGCUAUUAAAAAGUCUGGUUACGAAGGCAAAAUUCAAAUUGGUAUGGAUAUUGCAGCCGCUGAGUUCUAUAAGAACGGAAAAUACGACCUCGAUUUCAAAAACCCAGAGUCUAAUGAGGCUGACUGGAUUAACUCCGAUCAGCUUGGAGAAAUGUACAAAGGUUUCAUUAAGGAUUACCCAGUGGUUUCGAUUGAGGAUCCCUUUGACCAAGAUGAUUGGGAGGGAUAUACUAAACUCACUUCUGAAACUUCAAUUCAAAUUGUUGGUGACGAUCUGCUUGUUACCAACCCUAAAAGAAUCCAGACCGCAAUCGACAAGAAAGCCUGCAAUGCACUUCUUUUGAAGGUUAAUCAGAUCGGGUCAGUAACAGAGUCCAUCCGUGCUCACCAGAUGGCCAAGGCUCAAGGUUGGGGCACUAUGGUAUCUCACAGGUCUGGUGAGACUGAGGAUUGUUUCAUCGCUGACCUGGUUGUUGGACUGGGAACAGGUCAAAUCAAGACCGGUGCACCCUGCAGGUCAGAGAGACUUGCUAAGUAUAACCAGCUGCUCAGGAUCGAGGAGGAACUAGGACCCGGAGCAAAGUUUGCUGGAGUGAACUUCCGCAAUCCACAGUAGAAGUUAUAACCUUUGAUAUUGAAUGAUGUUGCGCCGUAGUGAUAGCCUCUGGUCGUUUAAAAAAGUUGAACUUUUAAUUUACGAACUUAUGUAAAUUGCUUAUUUUAAUGUCUUUUCUUCAGAAA
Molecule: messenger RNA, 1464 nt
Organism: Eurytemora carolleeae
Lineage: Eukaryota; Metazoa; Arthropoda; Copepoda; Calanoida; Temoridae
Gene: Eno
Product: enolase
Exons: 3
Coding region: 41-1339 (432 amino acids)
Biological process (GO): glycolytic process
Cellular component (GO): phosphopyruvate hydratase complex
Molecular function (GO): phosphopyruvate hydratase activity; magnesium ion binding
Source: RefSeq, a predicted model, not a curated record